UAUUUAUUUUUAAGGAAAUGAAAAGACAUAAGUGGAAUAGUCAGUCUGCUGUCUUAGUGGAUUUGACUACCACUUAGCUGUAGAGCCUGAAGUGCAGGUUGCCUAGAAGAAAGACACAACAAAAAAUUGUACCAUGCCACACUACAAACUCAUUUAUUUUAACAUGAGAGGAAGAGCAGAAAUUAUUCGCUACCUUUUUGCCUAUUUAGACAUACAGUAUGAAGACCAUCGGAUAAGUCAAGAUGACUGGCCAACAGUCAAACAAACUGUUCCAUUUGGCAAAAUUCCUAUUUUAGAAGUUGAUGGAGUUCCCCUUCACCAGAGUCUUGCCAUAGGAAGAUUUCUGGCUAGAGAAGCAGGUUUGGCAGGAAAGACAGAGUUGGAACAAUGUCAAGUUGAUGCCAUCAUAGAUACGCUGGAUGACUUCAUGUCAAGGUUUCCUUGGGCGGAGAAAAAAAAAGAUAUCAAAGACCAGAUGUUUAACGAAUUGCUCACACAUGACGCUCCUAGCUUACUACAAGAUUUAGAUCUUUAUUUAGGGAAGAAAGACUGGUUUGUUGGCAACUCUGUAACCUGGGCUGAUUUCUACUGGGACAUUUGCAGCACCACACUUUUGGUCCUUAAAAAUGACUUGUUGGACAAGCAUCCUAAACUGGUAGCCUUACGAAAAAACGUUCAAAGCAUUCCUGUAAUUUCUGACUGGAUAAAACAGAGGCCAGAAACCAGAAUGUAGACCAGCAAUUGGUCUGGGGUUAGUCUUCUUCCCCUGGCUUGAACCAUGUAAAAGUCAUUCUUGAUUAUGUUUUAUGUCUUCUACAAAAAUAACUAUAAAUUUAACAUUUUCUCCACUACAUUUGUCAUUGUUGGAAAUCAAUCAAUUAAUAUGGCAUUAAUUUCCCAUUAUUGCCAUAUUGUUGUAUAAAACAAAUCAAAAAGUAUGUUGCUUCCAGUACUUUCUCCAUGGGCGUAGUAAAAGGAGUACUAGAUAUAAAAGGAUCAGGAUCA
Messenger RNA from Sarcophilus harrisii (Tasmanian devil), 1005 nucleotides. RefSeq names its product hematopoietic prostaglandin D synthase (gene HPGDS). Gene Ontology annotation, biological process: glutathione metabolic process. Lineage: Eukaryota; Metazoa; Chordata; Mammalia; Dasyuromorphia; Dasyuridae. Gene Ontology annotation, molecular function: glutathione transferase activity. The record is from RefSeq and is a predicted model, not a curated record. Bases 134 to 733 code for a protein of 199 amino acids. The transcript is spliced from 6 exons.